Molecule: messenger RNA, 3825 nt
Organism: Aricia agestis (brown argus)
Lineage: Eukaryota; Metazoa; Arthropoda; Insecta; Lepidoptera; Lycaenidae
Product: xanthine dehydrogenase/oxidase-like
Exons: 17
Coding region: 1-3825 (1274 amino acids)
Molecular function (GO): iron ion binding; oxidoreductase activity; 2 iron, 2 sulfur cluster binding
Source: RefSeq, a predicted model, not a curated record
AUGGACAGAGUGACUUUUACUCUCAAUGGCGUGAAGCAUUCAGUUGGAAAUGAAGUUUCGUCCACAACCACCCUUCUGGAUUACAUCAGGAAGGUCGCAGAGCUGCGAGGUACCAAGUACAUGUGUAAAGAGGCUGGCUGUGGAGCCUGUAUAGUGAGUUAUUCGAGACCAUCAGAUGACGCGGCUUUCGGGAGGCACAUUGUGCAAGGAGUCAAUGCUUGUAUGGUGUCGAUAACUUCGUGUCAAGACUGGGAGAUCAGCACCAUAGAGCACAUUGGCAACAGGCUGCAGGGAUACCACCCACUGCAGGUCACCCUUGCCAGAGACAACGGCACGCAGUGUGGCUACUGUAGUCCUGGCUGGGUAAUGGCUAUGUACAGUUUACUAAGCACCAGACCUCGCACCAUUUUUGAAAUAGAAAACGAUCUAUCUAGUAAUAUAUGCAGGUGUACUGGUUAUAGACCUAUAUUAGAUGCAUUUAAGAAAUUUGGCAGCGAUGCACCAAUUAACAGUUUAAUUGAUAUAGAAGAUCUGAAACUAUGUGAUAAAAUUAUUCAUAAAAAGAAAUGCCCAGAUAAUAAUAAGAAAGAUCUAAACGAAGAUUGGUAUGUCAUAACUAAAGAAGAAGUAUCAAGUAAAGUAAUACAUUUAAAACUACAUGAUGACAGAAUUUGGUACAGAGUUGAAAUGGUCAAUGAUAUUUUUAACAUUUUUAUGGAAGAAGGAACCGACUCUUAUAUGUUAAUUAAUGGAAACACUGGGAAAGGAGUCGUAAAUAUACUGGAGUAUCCGAGACUUCUAAUAGACAUCUCUAAUGUUUGGGAGCUACAAGGUCAUUAUAUAGACCAGAACCUGGUGAUUGGUGCUGGCACAACAUUAACCAAAGUUAUGCAAAUAUUUCAAGACGUCAGUGAGGAUGAAUAUUUUGCAUACUUGAGAGUGCUAAGUGAACAUUUGGAAUUGGUAGCUCAUAUACCCGUAAGAAAUAUAGGAACUGUGGCUGGUAAUCUGAUGGUAAAACACCGAUAUCCAGAAUUCCAAAGUGAUAUAUUUUUGUUGUUGUCUACUGUAGGAGCAGAGCUAACUAUCUUGCAUGGACCGGGUCUAACAGAGAUAGUACCAAUGGAGCAUUUUCUUCAGUUUGAUAUGACGGGAAAAGUAAUAUUAAAUAUUCUCUUCCCACCAUUAAAUAAUCAAUAUAAGCUUUGGACGCAUAAGAUAAUGCCACGAGCACAAAAUGCUCACGCCUAUGUUAAUUGUGGAUUUUUAUACAAGCUUGAAAGUACAACAAACAAAGUAUUAGAAUGCAGAAUUGCCUAUGGCGGGCUUUCUCCUUUCUUCACGAGAGCAUUAUUGACUGAGAGUCACAUUGUUGGCAAAUCACUUUUUCUGAAUGAAACGUUACAAGAAGUUCUGAGUGUUUUGGAUGAAGAAUUAGAUGGCGCUGUUGUUCCAAUGCCACCUAAUCCAUCGGUACAAUAUCGGAAACAAGUUGCUUUAGCGCUUUUUUAUAAAGGCCUCCUAGCUUUGGCACCGCAAAAUCUAGUGAGUCCUCAUUACGUCACUGGAGCUAUAAAAGAGCAUGCAACCAGACCAUUGUCAAGCGGACAGCAGGAGUUUGACACAGACCCCAAAGUAUAUCCCUUAAAUAAGCCUAUACCUAAACUCGAGGGAAUAAUUCAGUGCGCUGGUGAAGCAAAAUACACUGAAGACAUACCUACUUUACCGGGAGAAGUAUAUGCAUGUUUUGUUCUAACAACAGUGCCUCGGGGUAGAAUCGUCAAUAUUGACCCUAGUAGAGCAUUAGAGAGACCAGGAGUGAUUGCCUUCUAUUCAGCAAAAGAUAUACCCGGUGUUAAUAGUUUCAUCCCCGUUGUAACCAAAUAUCGUAAACUCAUACGAGAAAACGAGGAAUUAUUAUGUGAUGGAGAUGUUAAAUAUUUUAAUCAACCUCUGGGUAUAGUUGUCGCAGAAACAGAAAUCUUGGCUGAACUUGCAGCAACAUUAGUACAUGUAACGUAUACGGAUGUUAAAGAACCUGUGAUAGAUAUAAAAGUUGCAAAAAGAGAUAUGUCGAGAAACAUUUUUUUUGUAAAUAUACCAGCCACCAAAGUAAGUCCUGAUAUACAUCAAAUAAUAAGCGGCGAAAUAACUAUUUACACACAGUACCACUUUUCUAUGGAAACUUUGUGUUGUGUUUCACGCCCAACAGAAGAAGGAAUCAAAACUUAUGCUUCUACACAGUGGAUAGAUGCUGUUCAGGACAUGACUUCAAGAGCUUUAAAAAUAGACGCAGGCAGGAUUGAUGUGAGUGUUCGAAGACUUGGUGGUGCUUAUGGAAUAAAAAUUUCUCGCAACACCCAACAGGCCGUAGCAUGCAAUCUCGUGGUUUAUAAACUAAAUAGGCCUUGUAGGUUUAUACAAUCUUUGAGAACAAAUAUGAGAGCUGUUGGAAAAAGAUUACCGUGUUCCGUUGACUUUGAGGCUGGCGUUAAUAAAGAAGGAGUAAUCCAAUUUAUAAACUUUGUGCUUUACUCCGACAAUGGGUACAUAUACAAUGAAAAUUUAUCUGACUUGGGAAAGGAUGUGUACUACAAUUGCUACGAUCAGGCACCUUGGAACUACACUUGCUUCAAUACUUUAACCGACACUGCAUCUAACACUUGGUGCCGUGCGCCUGGAACCUUAGAAAAUAUUAUAUCAGCUGAAAUGGUAAUGGAACAAAUAGCUUACGAAUUAGGAUUGGACCCAUUGCAGGUCCGGCUUGCUAACUUAGAUAGAGCUAAACAUAAUGCUAUUCAAGAAAUGACUGACACUAUCAUGGUUAAAUCAAACUACAAAGAAAGAAGGAAGCAUGUAGAUAACUUUAAUGAAGAAAAUCGAUGGAAAAAACGAGGCUUUAGAUUUACAUUGAUGAAAUGGUCACCGUAUGGCACAUUUUACUAUGAAGUAAAUUUAUCUGUUUUUCAUCAAGAUGGCUCAGUUAUUAUCUCUCACGGAGGAGUGGAAAUGGGGCAAGGUAUAAAUACUAAGGCGAUACAAAUUUGUGCAUACUAUUUUGGAAUUCCAGUGGACAUGAUUCAAGUAAAACGUAAUGAUACAGUGACUACUCCCAACGGUUUUACAACUGCAGGUAGUCUUACUUCACAAAAUAUAGGAAUUGGUGUGCAAAAAUGUUGCGAAGAGCUCCUACGAAGACUAGCACCUAUAAGGGCAAGACUAGGAAAUCCUACGUGGGUGGAACUUAUAAGGGCUGCUUUUGAUGCCGAUCUCAGCUUACAAACUCAUGGACUUUUGAAUGCUAGUGAUGAAGAAAAUAUUGACGUUUAUGGUGUAACAUUAGCCGAAGUAGAAAUAGAUGUUUUAACAGGGGAACAUGAAAUAAUAAGAGUCGAUUUAAUUGAAGAUACAGGGCGGAGUUUAAAUCCUGUUAUUGACGUAGGCCAGGUUGAAGGAGCUUUUAUCAUGGGACUCGGUUAUUGGACAUGCGAGAGAAUGGUUUAUGACCCUCAAACUGGGGAAGUGCUAAGUGACCAUACCUGGGAGUACCAUGUACCACAAGCUAGGGAUAUCCCACAGGACUUCAGGGUAUAUUUUCGGAAAGGGUCAUUUAGUACUCCGAGAGCUCUAGGUGCUAAAGUUGUUGGAGAACCUGCUACUUGCAUGGCUGUGAGUGUUCCAUUAGCUUUGAGAGAAGCAAUUACUUCUGCUAGAACUGACUCUGGCAUACCGAGCACCGUUUGGUAUGAGAUUGAUGGCCCGUACUCAGUUGAAAAUAUUUAUUUAAAUUGCGCUACAAUAAAGGAACAAUUCAAAUUUUACUAA